AUGGAGAGAGGAAUAAAGAGAUAUAUCGUAUUUUUUUUUUUUUUGGUAUCAUCAAUAUUGAAAUGUAAAUCAAAAAAGAAAAGUGGUUCAUUAAAUUUUAUUUCAUUAAAAAACCUUUCCAAUGGAAUGAAAAUAAAAAAUAAACAUUUAAAAGAAACUAAUAGAAUACAUAUAGUAGCAGAAGAAAAUUCAGUUAUAUUGAAUGACCAAAAUUAUAUGAAUGAAAUAAAAAAUGUAAAAGUAAAAAGAAAUGUAAGUGAAGCAUUGCAUAUGGCAGUAUAUGAAGAAAUGAAAAAAGACAAAAAUGUUUAUGUGUUAGGAGAAGAUGUAGGUUUAUAUGGAGGUUCAUAUAAGGUAACAAAAAAUUUAGCUCAUUUUUUUGGUUUUGCAAGAGUAUUAGACACACCAAUAUGUGAAAAUGCUUUUAUGGGAUUAGGUAUAGGAUCUGCUAUUAAUGGUUUAAGACCAAUAAUUGAAGGAAUGAAUUUAUCUUUUCUAAUUUUAGCUUUUAAUCAAAUUUCAAAUAAUGCAUGCAUGAUGAGAUAUAUGUGCGAUGGACAAUUUAAUAUUCCCAUAGUUAUAAGAGGACCAGGAGGAGUUGGAAAGCAGUUAGGUCCAGAACAUUCUCAAAGAAUUGAAUCAUAUUUGAUGAGUAUUCCUGGAAUAAAAAUAGUUUCAUGUUCAACUCCUUAUAAUGCUAGAGGAUUAUUAAAAUCGGCUAUUAGGGAUAAUAAUCCUGUUUUAUUUCUAGAACAUGUUUUAUUAUAUAAUUUAGAAGAAGAAAUUCCACUUUUACCAUAUACACUACCUAUUGACAAAGCAGAAGUUGUAAAAAGUGGAACUGAUUUAACAAUAUUAUGUUAUGGUAUUACAAGACAUAUAGCCAUGGAAGCUGCAAAAGAAUUAAAUAAAAUUAACAUUGACGUAGAAAUUAUAGAUUUAAUUUCUUUAAAACCAUUUGAUAUGGAAACUAUUGGUUACUCAUUGAAAAAAACUCAAAAAUGUUUAAUUUUAGAUGAGUCAGCAGGAUUUGGAGGUAUUGGUGCGGAAUUAUACACUCAAAUAGUAGAAAAGUUUUCUCCAUAUUUAAAAAGAGUACCAUCUCGUUUAUGUACAAAAGAUAUACCCAUUGCUUAUUCAGAUAAAUAUGAAGAUGCUUGCAUAAUUAAAAAAGAAGAUGUAGUUUAUAUGUCUACAUAUUUGCAUUCUUCAUAA
Molecule: messenger RNA, 1215 nt
Organism: Plasmodium gallinaceum
Lineage: Eukaryota; Apicomplexa; Aconoidasida; Haemosporida; Plasmodiidae
Product: pyruvate dehydrogenase E1 component subunit beta, putative
Exons: 1
Coding region: 1-1215 (404 amino acids)
Biological process (GO): pyruvate decarboxylation to acetyl-CoA
Molecular function (GO): pyruvate dehydrogenase (acetyl-transferring) activity
Source: RefSeq, a predicted model, not a curated record